Molecule: messenger RNA, 4183 nt
Organism: Triticum urartu
Lineage: Eukaryota; Viridiplantae; Streptophyta; Magnoliopsida; Poales; Poaceae
Product: DNA polymerase V family
Biological process (GO): regulation of DNA-templated transcription
Cellular component (GO): nucleolus
Molecular function (GO): transcription factor binding; DNA binding
Source: RefSeq, a predicted model, not a curated record
AAAACCCUAACCCUAGCAGGCCGCGCCUCUCCCCCAAGCUUGGCCGUCCCGUCUCUUCUCGGGCAUAAACCUCAGCCGACGGCGGCUAGGACGCGGAGACCCACCAACCAAGCUAUCUGAUGGCCGGAAAGAAGCGGCCCCCGACGGCGCUGGCGGAGCUCGGCCCCGCCGCGUCGGACUCCUCGCAGGACGAGGCCGCGGCGAGGGCGGCGUGCCCGGCGGGGGAGGUGCCGGCGAAGAAGAAGAAGAAGCUGGCCAUGGAGGUCAGGAAGCAGCGCAAGCAGCUCGACAAGGACCGCCACCGCCAGUCCGCGGAGAAGGCCGCCGCCGCCCCCAAGCCGCAGCCCGCGCCCGCGGCCGCGGCGGACGAGGAGGUCAUGCCGGUGGUGCCGGUCUCGGUGCCAGCGCCCGCGCCCGCUCCGGUGGUGGCGGGGCCGGGGCUCCACAUGAAUGUCUUCAAGGACCUGGCGUCGCCCGAGGCCUCGCUGAGGGAGGCCGCGGCCGAGGCGCUUGUGGCCGAGCUCCGGGACGUGCAGAGGGCGUACGAGAAGGAGAAGGCCGCGCGGGAGGAGGGGGAGGAGGAAGAGGCGGGGGAGCGCGACGGCCCUUCGCAGAUGGAGGCCGAGAAGGAGGAUGGGCUGGAUAACUGCGCUCCCGCCGUGCGGUAUGCCAUCCGGCGGCUCAUCCGCGGCAUCUCUUCCUCUAGAGAGUUUGCAAGGCAAGGAUUCGCGUUGGGUCUCGCGGCUGUGCUCCAAUCAAUUAAAGCCGUCAGCGUCGAAGCUGUUAUGAAGUUGAUACCUACUUUGCUGGAAUAUUCAGCCUCCAUGAAAGGACCGGAAGCUAAGGACAAUCUUUUGGGGCGCCUGUUUGGAUUUGGAUCACUUGCAAGGUCUGGAAGGGUUUUAGGACAGUGGAAACGUGAUAAAUCUUCUCCUAUUCUCAGGGAUUUUGUUACAGAGGUUGUGCAACUUGGAAAUAAGAAACGAUAUCUCACCGAGCCUGCGGUUGCAUUGAUUCUGGAUUUAACCAGGAAGCUGCCAGAUGAAGCUAUAUUCUCUGAGGUUCUAGAUACCCCUUGUGUACAAGAUUGGUUCAACAGAGCUGCUAAUGUUGGAGAUCCAGAUGCGCUCUUCCUGGCUUUGAAGUUCCAAGAAAGAACUAAUGUUCAGAGGGAGAUAUUUGGGAAGCUUCUGCCAUAUCCAUUCAGUCUUGACAAUUUUUUCACAGAAGAGCAUCUUCUAUCCCUUGCUGCUUGUUUUAAGGAAUCUGCAUUUUGUCUUCCACGCAUUCAUAGUAUAUGGCAUGUUAUCACGGACAUGCUCAUCCGUGAGGAAGCUUCUCAGAGUGAUAACAAUACGAGUUCUAGCAAAAAGCACAAAAAGAGUAAGAAAGGCAGUUCCUCCGAGGAUUCAAAAAAGAACCUACGCAAUUUCUGUGAGGUUAUUAUUGAAAGAUCAUUGCUGCUCUCAUCUCACGACCGGAAGCAUCUUGCAUUUAAUAUAAUUAUUGAUCUCCUACCAAGACUAUCUCCAUCAUCUAUUCAAGUAAUUCUGUCCAGCAAAGUUGUUCUUGGAUUGAUGGACAUUCUGUCUAAUGCUUCAUCGUGGUUGUACAAUGCCGGUCAACAUUUUCUGAAAGAAUUAGUCAGUUUAGUAAGCAAUGACAAUGAUCGUUGUGUUGCUGUUAUCAUCAACUUGCAGAAGUAUAGCUUUGGAAGAUUUGACAGCCUGACAAAAACAAAAACUGUUAAAGGGUUGAUCGCCAAGAUCCAGAAUGGUCAAGAUUGUUUGCAUCUUGUGCAAAAUUUGAUGGCACUCUUUGUGGAUGAAGGUUCUGUUGCAGAUGAACCAUCUGAUCAAAGUCAGACAACUGAUGAGAAUUCAGAGGUUGGCUCAAUUGAAGAUAAGGAACUUGUUGGCGAAGGGAACGCUGACCUUCUGAAGAGUUGGGUGGUGAAUACAAUUCCAUUUGUCUUGAAAAAUCUAAAGCUUACAUCUAAAGGAAGUUCGCUGACAGAUUCUGAGAUGAUCAAGUGUAUUGAAGAAAAAUUUCAGGUGCAGACUGAGAUACUAAAAUUCUUUGCAGUCCAAGGUCUGUUCUCAGCCUCUUUAGGAACUGAGGUGACGUCAUUUGAGUUGCAAGAGAAGUUCAAAUGGCCAAAGGCAGCUAUAUCAACAUCGCUUCGUAAUGAAUGCAUUGAACAACUUCAGUUAUUACUAGAAGAUGCACAAAAGGACGAGGCUUUGCAUGUUAGCGGGGUUAAGUCUAAUGACUUAGGCUUCUACUUCAUGCGUUUCAUUAACACUGUGUGCAAUAUUCCUUCAGUUUCACUGUUCAGAACCUUGAGCAGUAAUGAUGAUAAUGCAUUCAAGAAAACACUGGCUACGGAAUCUGCACUUUUCCAGGAGGAAAGAAAAAUUGGCACUGGAUUGGAUUCAACUAAAAUGCAUGUGAUACGUUAUCUCCUUAUUCAGUUACUGCUGCAAGUUCUGCUCCAUCCGGAGGAGUUCUGGGAGGCUGCAAUUGAUGUGAUUAUAUGUUGCAAGAAAACAUUUCCUUCCAUUGCUCAGUGUGACAAUUCCAGUGCGCUGGAAUCUGUUGAGGGUGGUACAGAGGAGUCUGAUGAGGAUGGGUCAGAGGAGCCUAAUGAGGAUGGGUCAUUAGAGUCUAUUGAUGUACUUGUGCAGACUUUUCUCUCUGUUUUGCCUCAUGUAUCUGGCCCUGUGUGUUUUGCCAUUGAACAGGUUUUCCGUGUGUUCAGUGACGAGAUUACAGAAACAGGGCUUCUUGAUAUGCUGAGAGUUGUAAAGAUAGAUUUGAAAGGCUCUCGUCGUCAAACAGAUAGCGACGAUGACGAAGAUGAGGCUCGUGUUGAUAUCGAAGAUGAUGAUGGAAUGGAAGAUGCGGAUGUUGGGAAUGUUGAUGAUGCCACAGAUGAAAUGGAAGAUGAUUCAGCUGACGAAGUAGACGAGGAUCAGGAUGAUUUGGAAGAGACAGUCGACAAUAAGGCAACAGAUGGAGAUGAUGCAGAAGCUACCAAAGGUGGGGAAGAUUCAGAUGAUUCAGAUGGUAUGGACGACGAUGCUAUGUUCCGUAUUGAUCCUUAUAUUGCGAGGAUUUUCAAGGAGCGCAACAACCUUCCUGGUAGUGAAACUCAGCAAUCUCAACUUAUGCGAUUUAAGCUUCGUGUGCUUACUUUACUGGAGAUAUAUCUUCAGAGGAAUCCAGGAAAAAAACUGGUGCUGGAGGUAUAUGCUUUCUUAAUGCAAGCUUUUGUGAAAUCACAUAGCGCCGAUGGCAAUGAGCAGUUCAGGCAACGUAUUGGUGGUAUAUUGCAGAAAAGGAUAUUCAAAGCAAAAGAAUGUCCAAAAGGCUUUGAUGUUGAACUCAGUAGACUUGAAAGUUUGCUGCAGAAGGCUCUGCAUCUGGCAUCACGGUCACGAUACAAACCAGUUGCUUCUGCGGCCCAAAAUGCCACGUUUUGGAUUCUAAAGAUUAUCAAUUCCAAGGGUUGUUCCAAGCAGGAACUUGCAAGUGUGGUCGAUAAGUUCCAGUACAUGCUGAAUGACUACUUCAGCAACAAGAAAUCACGGCUGAAGAUUGGUUUUGUGAAGGAGGCUGUCCGCAGGAACCCCUGGGUAGGACGGGAGCUUUUCGGCUUUGCUCUACAGAAGAUCGGCAGCACGAAGGCUGAAUACCGAAGGGUUCAAACUUUGGAGCUGGUGGACUCCAUAUUGAAAUCCUGGGUCGGCGACGACGUCUCGAGCGCAUCAAAGGUUUUGAAGAAGCAUAUGGCUCUGCUGUGCGAGCUGAUGCAGGAAAUCCUCACAAAGAUGCCCGAAAACAAGUCGCGUCGCCAGGAGGUCCGUAGAUUCUGCACGCGGGCUCUGCAAACCGUGACGAGGCUCAAUCUGAAAGAGAAGUUUCAGAAGAAGCUAAGCUCGGAAGCGUACACCCUGUGUGAGGCACAGCUGGGAGCUGCAUUUGUUCCCUUCCGACAGUGAUGCGUGUUAAUCCAUUUCGGAAGACGGUGAAAGGCACCAGAAAUGACUUUGGGCUGAAUUAAUUUUGCUUGUAAUAUCAGCUCCUUAGGUUCGAUUAAAUUAAACUCUGUUUUUCUUUCGUGACGAUACCUGAAACAGACAAGCUAGCUGUCAGCAAUAUUGAACAGUAUGAGGAUGUA